AUGCAUCAUCUGCCUGAGCUUGUCCAGUCUUUAGAGAAAACUUCUAACUCUCUCUCUACCCCUGAAGAGCCGCUGGAUACGCGUUUUACGAAUGCAAUCCUCCAUACGGCAGAAAUCACCGACUUAAUUCGCGACACUGACGAGUCUGAACCUUCAACGCUUAAUCCAAUCAUUUCGCUGCCCCCGGAAAUUGAUUUGGCUCUACAAAGUGAGAACCCAGCAGACUACGUUGCUGUUAUUGAACGGUUGCUUGAGAUUUUCCCGGUGGCCGACGGUCAAGCACGCUUACAACAGCUUGUACAGCAGUACAACGCAUCAGUGACUGUUAUAGAGUCUCUCGAACAGCUUUCAGUAGAACUAGAAGGCGAUUUAGAAGCCUUAGAGUCUCGUCCCCCCACACAGGACUCUGCUCGGGACAGUAUACUACAAAGAGAAGCAAAAGAGAUCGAGCAAUUAGAAACGGAAAUCGAGCAAAUAAGAGCACUAGUUGAGGGAUAA
This is a messenger RNA of Schizosaccharomyces japonicus yFS275, 498 nucleotides long. RefSeq names its product DASH complex subunit Spc34. The record is from RefSeq and is a predicted model, not a curated record. The transcript has a single exon. Gene Ontology annotation, cellular component: condensed chromosome, centromeric region; kinetochore; mitotic spindle pole body. The coding region runs from base 1 to 498 and encodes 165 amino acids. Lineage: Eukaryota; Fungi; Ascomycota; Schizosaccharomycetes; Schizosaccharomycetales; Schizosaccharomycetaceae.